AUGCCGUCCACGUUGGAACGGUGGAACAUAGGGGUGGAGAUCAGGACAUUAUACGCCGCAAACGUGGCUGCAAUUGUGAUCCUGUCCAGGGGCAAAUGUGGUCUCUCCAAAUGCAUCACUCAUUACCUUGUUGGCAUGGCAGCGGCGGAUCUACUCGUCGUCGUCACCGGAGUUAUAUUAAGUAGAAUUGUCGGGAUUUUCUUCCCGGACGGCUUCAUAUGGAUCACGCCGCUUUGCAGCAUCAGAAUCAUCCUUGUCUACACAUGCAGGGACAUUUCUGUCUGGUUAACAGUCGCUUUUACGUUUGAUCGUUUUGUCGCCAUCUGCUGGGAGAAGCUGAAAACCAAGUACUGCAGAAAGAAAGUUGCAGCCGGAGUGCUUUGGACCGUGUGUACCCUGAGCAUUUUGAGAAACAUUCCCUGGUAUUUUAAAAACGAACCCCGGUACAUCACCAACGGCACGCCGUGGUACUGCCACACAAAGUCCAGCUUUUAUACCGACCCAAUGUGGAUCUUGUUUUCAGCGUUGAAUUGCAUUAUAAACCCGUUCCUCCCGUUUUUCCUCAUUGUGCUGCUCAAUGUAGUGACUGUGAAAUUCAUCAUCGUGGCCAGCAGAAGGCGCAAAGCUCUCCGCCGCCACAAUAACAAGGACAAUCGCACUGACCCUCAAAUGGAGAACAGAAAAAAGUCCGUAAUUUUACUGUUCGCCAUCUCCGGAAGUUUCGUCCUUUUGUGGAUGACGUUCAUUAUACAUUUCCUCUACUAUCGAAUCACCAAUACCUUGACGUACUCUGGUUACAACGACCCCGUGUUUAUCUUCCAGGAGGUCGGAUACAUGUCGCUGCUGCUAAGUUGUUGCACCAACACCUGCAUUUAUGCAGUGACUCAGCGCAAGUUCAGGGAGCAAUUGACGAAUUGGCUGAAAUAUCCGUUCACAAGGAAAGCUGAAUUGCUUAAAUAA
Molecule: messenger RNA, 960 nt
Organism: Amblyraja radiata (thorny skate)
Lineage: Eukaryota; Metazoa; Chordata; Chondrichthyes; Rajiformes; Rajidae
Product: neuropeptides capa receptor-like
Exons: 2
Coding region: 1-960 (319 amino acids)
Biological process (GO): G protein-coupled receptor signaling pathway
Cellular component (GO): plasma membrane
Molecular function (GO): G protein-coupled receptor activity
Source: RefSeq, a predicted model, not a curated record